GGUAACUCGGCGGGACAUUUGACAGAGCUUGAUAUUGGGCUGGUAGGCUAGAUUCUUAGCAAAGGAAAUAGACAAUAAUAAUGCCACCUCGAAAGAAGAAGAGGAAAUUUGGUUCUCGUAGCGCAGAUCUGACCACCAAAAGGUUUGCUGAAAGUGAAAUAAAAAGAUGGAAGAAAAUGGACAAGACAUCUGAAGAUUUCCUGGUUGAUGUCCUAGAUGAAGGAAUCAGUACAAUUAAAACCAAUAGUAAGAAGGACCAGUACUCUAAGAUCAAUGAACAGCUCCAGGAAUGUAGACAUAGUUUGGUGAAGAAGUGGAAGGCAAUAAAGACACCCAAGAACACUUUCGGCACUUACAAGGGUCUGCAGAAGUUAAAUGUGAGUUACAGUUCAACAUUGUCUGACAUAGCCCAGCACCAGGAGGACCUGGAGAGUGCUGUACAAAAAGCAGAGAAAGCUUGUAAAGCCAUGGAAAAGGAACUGGAAAAGAGGCAAAGAUGUCUAGAGGAAGAAAGUACAGACCUGCAUCCUUUGCUGAGAGCAGACAUCAAGACAGUUCUUGAUAUUCCAACCAUACCAAGAUUUGUGAUGGAAUCUUGAAAAAACCAAGACGUCUCCAUGGGUAUCUAUUGGUCCGUACCUAGAUUUGUGGAAGUCUUGAAAUCAUCAAGAACUGAGACUCUUUUUGUCCCUCGAUGUCCUUACCAGAAUUUGUGGAAGAGUCAUGAAAGUAUCAAGACCUCUCUGUGUGGUACCUUAUAGUUUGUACCUCGAUUUAUGGCAGGGUCUUCAAAGCAUCAAGACUUUAAACUGUUUUGGUUCCUCAUUGACCUUAAGCAGAUUUAUGAUAGGGUCUUGAAUGCAUGAAGACCUCUCUAUGGGUACCCAAUUGUCCUUUUUCAGAUCGGUGGCGGAACCUUGAAACAAUUACUCUAGACCUCUUCAUGUACCUACAUGCCUUCACAGAGAAUUGUGGAGGAACUCAAAUGAUCUGGACAACCAAAUCCAUUCAAAUGAACAUGUUUCCGUUAUAGCACAAGUGAUGAAAAGGUCAGAAUCGAUUUCAUUUGAUUGGCUUAUUUAAAAUGACCAAAGACAUUCACAUGCUAGAAAAAAAAUAUGCUUCCCUGUUCUUUGCAAUGCCAUAAGGUCAUUGUGUACUUGCCUCUUGAUGUCAUGGAAGGGACAGAAAUAAUUUAUUCAUGUUUAUUUACUAAAGGCGAAAAAACUAAAGUAUUUCCAGACAUGACAGUUUCCACUUUUACUGUAUUGUUCAACACUAUAGCACAUGUACAGCAUCAGAUAAAGUGUUCAAUUUUAAAAGCUGGCUCCAUCUUCUCUUUCCAUAAAAAAAAGACAUGUAAGGAUAUCAAAAUGAUUUAGGAAAAAGGUUGGAAACUUUAUUGCAUCAUAUGCUAAAGAAAAAUUACAUAGAGAAAUUACACUGUUGGCGUUUUUCGUCUGCACAAAUGGUUUCUGUGCAAUGAAUCUUGGAGGAAUGCUUGGUCUUUCAUAAAACUUUUUAUAUAUAGUUUUGAUAUCCCGCUCAAGUUUGAUUUUGACACACAUCAGAAAAUCAGUAUGGCUGCUAGCGGCCAACUUAGGUUUUGUGAAAAAUCUCAUGACUAUUGAAAAGGAAUUCAAAGGUUUUCAUUUAACUUUUAAGAAAUGCGUGCUAUAUCAAUUACCCACUGAAGUUCGACUAUGAUGAUAUCUGAAAAUCAACAUGGGAUGGCAACCAGUGGAAGAAAAAUCCAUUUCAGUGGAAUUUUCAAUACUGAAUAGGUGGAAUUUAAUGAAAAGGCAAAGUUAGUUUAUUUUUGGGUUAAAAAAAAUAAGAGGCAAUGUAGUAGCAUCAAUGGUAUUUAUGCAAAGAGGAUCAAUCAGAUGAUUUGUGAUAUUGUCUUGUGCUUACAAAUUUGUUUAUACUCCACAUAACCGGUGUUUUAUGUGCUUUUCUUUUGGGUGAACAUUUUCCUUUUAUGCAGAUGAAGUUUAAUUUAUUAGUUGAAUUGAUUAAGAGGUAAAUUAUCAUUAGACUAUUUGAUAUGUGGCUCUCUUUGUAACCCAAAAUGUUAGCAUUUUGAUAUAUUUGCUGCUCAAGAGCUUUGCAAAUUGAUAACAAGCUCUUGUUAAUUAAAUUAAAUCGUAAAUACCCUUGAACAAAACCUGGAGUUCAAGGGCAAGAUGGAUGUUUAACGGAAUGAACUCGCAUAACAUCUUCUGAUGUUUGUUGCACUGUACGUUGUUUUCAUAUAUCCAUGCUUCAUGUUACGUUUGCCAUAUCGGAAGACUUUGAAAAUUUCUCGUUAACAAGAUAGAGUUUUGAGUAUGCCAUGGUGUAUUAUAAGGCAAGUUAGAUUAUUUUAAAUUUAAAUUAAAUUGUUUUGUUUCGUUUUGAAUAAAGCAACAGUUUAACUAUG
Messenger RNA from Mizuhopecten yessoensis (Yesso scallop), 2422 nucleotides. RefSeq lists its product as uncharacterized. NCBI's taxonomy places the organism in Eukaryota, Metazoa, Mollusca, Bivalvia, Pectinida, Pectinidae. Bases 81 to 599 code for a protein of 172 amino acids. The transcript has 7 exons. The record is from RefSeq and is a predicted model, not a curated record.